AUGUGUAUCUGCCGCAGUGACCCUUCUGGCCGACUAAGUUUCGAGGGCAAGCUGGUUAUACAUGCGACCGGCGUAGACUUCUCGAGCGGGCAAUCUUUCGCGAUAAAUAUGGACCAAUUGGAACUCUACGAAGACCUCGGAAAGGGCAACUAUGGCACCGUCAAGCGGGUACUGCACAAACCGACCAAGGUUCUCAUGGCGAUGAAGGAGAUUCGGCUAGAACUGGAGCAGUCGAAACUCAACGCGAUCCUCAUGGAGCUUGAUAUCCUACAUCGAGCGGUCGCUCCGGAGAUCGUCGAGUUUUACGGCGCCUUCUUCAUCGAGAGCUGCGUGUACUUCUGCAUGGAAUUCAUGGACGCGGGCAGCAUGGACAAGCUUCAGGCGGGAGGCGUACCAGAAGAAGUCUUGGCACGGAUCCUUGCGAGCAUGUGCCGUGGGCUCAAGUUCUUGAAGGACGAGUUACAAAUCAUGCAUCGAGACGUCAAGCCCACGAACGUACUCGUGAACCGCAAGGGUCAAAUCAAGCUUUGCGAUUUCGGGGUUUCAGGUCAACUCGAGAAGUCACUAGCCAGGACAAAUAUCGGGUGUCAAUCCUACAUGGCCCCUGAACGGAUAAAGGGCGAAUCGGUCGGCAGUCUCGGCGCAUACACGGUAUCCUCCGACAUUUGGUCCGUUGGCCUGACCGCAAUAGAAAUGGGCAUUGGGCAAUAUCCAUACCCUCCAGAAACGUACUCGAAUGUCUUCGCGCAACUCACCGCAAUCGUUCACGGUCCACCCCCGGAACUGCCUGAGGAACGUUUCUCAGCCAACGCCAGGGAUUGGGUCGAUCGAUGUCUGGAGAAGAUUCCGGAACGCAGAGCUACCUAUGCGGAGCUACUCGAACAUCCAUGGAUGAUCGAAGAUCAGUCACGCGAUGUCGAUAUGCCCGCAUGGGUCGCAUUCGCCAUUACUCAGCGAGACGUCAAGAAUACCCAAGGCGGUGACCAGUCGCUUCAGCGUCCGCAGGCGGAAGAUCCGCCAGUAGACGUGGCAUAG
Punctularia strigosozonata HHB-11173 SS5 is the source of this 1035-nucleotide messenger RNA. RefSeq names its product MAP kinase. The coding region runs from base 1 to 1035 and encodes 344 amino acids. Lineage: Eukaryota; Fungi; Basidiomycota; Agaricomycetes; Corticiales; Punctulariaceae. The record is from RefSeq and is a predicted model, not a curated record. The transcript has 4 exons. Gene Ontology annotation, molecular function: MAP kinase kinase activity; ATP binding. Gene Ontology annotation, biological process: protein phosphorylation; MAPK cascade; cellular hyperosmotic response.